Molecule: messenger RNA, 1277 nt
Organism: Dendronephthya gigantea
Lineage: Eukaryota; Metazoa; Cnidaria; Anthozoa; Malacalcyonacea; Nephtheidae
Exons: 2
Coding region: 58-954 (298 amino acids)
Molecular function (GO): protein dimerization activity
Source: RefSeq, a predicted model, not a curated record
CAUGAUGCAAUUCUGGCAAGUCUGAACAACAAGUUCUAUCAAGUCUAUCUGGAAUUUAUGGACUUUAAUUUAGGCAGAUUUGUGUCUUUCAACUUGCUGUUCCAGAGUGAAAUGCCACAGCUUCAUCAGCUAAAAGGUUCAGUGGAUAGUCUCAUUAAGGCUAUGUGUCUUGAUUUUAUGGAUGUAGAAUAUAUCAGAAGCAAAGAUGGUCUGGAGAUUGAUCCAUGCAAAAAAGACAAGCACCUGUCUCUGGAUAAAGUUUAUCUCGGUGUUUUAGCAACAGAUACCAUGGCUACCAUUAGAGAAGAGAUUGGCAGUAGUGAUCCAAGUAUUACUCUUGUUUAUUCCCAGUGUCAAAAGUUCUUGAUUGAGGCUGUGAAGCAAAUCCAAUCCCGAUUCAGUGAUUGCUACCAACUACAUAAUCUUGUUUCUUGCCUUCUACCAAUAAAUGCUUACAAUUUGAAGAUUCCUUCAUUAAGUGGACUAUAUAGGAAAAUGCCCAUCCUUGAAGAGGUUGCUGAUUUGCAAAAAGUAGACCAAGAAUGGAGAAGUCAUUCUAUGAAUCCCAAGUUGAAUGAAGAUCUCACCCCAGAGGAAUACUGGCAAAUUGUUUUUCAUGAAAGAAAAUCAGUAAAUGAACAUGAACUUGCCAGACCAAAUUUAGUCAAAGUCCUGAAAGUUUUGUUGUCACUACCAUAUUCCAAUGCUGGAGUUGAAAGAGUGUUUAGCCAAUUAAAGUUAAUCAAAACAGACCACAGAUCUUGUUUAAAGCAAGAAAGUUUACUGGCUUUAUUAACAACAAAAUUAACUCUUUUGAAAUCCAACAACUCAUCUGUAAAACUUGUACCUUCAAGGGACAUGCUUAAUCUUCACAAGAAAAUGGUGACUAAUGCUGACAAUGAUGAUGUCAACCAGCUAAGGAAAGACUUUUUAAAAAAGAUGAACAUCGCAUGAUGGGGCAGAUUGAUAUAAAAUACAUUAGAAUUACUGCCAUUUGGCAUACCGCAUUUGUGUUCAAGCUUGAAGGAAAUGAAGCAUGCAAAAUAUUUUGCGUUUGUUUAGUUUAAACAACGUUUCGGGGGGUAAUUAGACACGUUUGGCCAAUGACAUAGGGCCGAUAUUGAUCAUUGAUUCUUUAUGAGGAUGUAACUAUGCAGACAAUUAAGAAUUUUUUUGUUGCACAUUGUUUAAUAUAUUUGGUCAUCAUGCUGCAUGCACCUGAUUUGUAUGUCAAAACUGUUGAUAUUUAAUUAAAGCUUAAAAGUUAAUGAAUGAGA